AAGACCGCGGCGCGGCGUCUUUGUGGAAGCAGCUGCCGGCGGGGAGGAAGUUCCGGUGUCCGCGGCGCUGGGUCGGUGGCGGCGGCCGAGAAGAAGGAGGAGGAGGAGGUGGAGGAGGAGGAGGAGCGGGCCGCGGAGGCUGAGCUCCUUCGGUACUACUCUAAGUAGAGUUUGUUAGAAAAAAGGAUCUACUUACUGAGCCCCUCCUGAGAUAGAAAGAGAUGUGGGGGGAUUCUCGAUCUGCUAACAGAACAGGACCUUUUCGUGGGAGCCAAGAAGAAAGGUUUGCUCCCGGGUGGAACAGGGAUUAUCCUCCUCCUCCCCUUAAGAGUCAUGCUCAAGAGAGACACUCUGGCAACUUUCCUGGCAGAGAUUCACUUCCCUUUGAUUUCCAGGGGCAUUCGGGGCCUCCCUUUGCAAAUGUAGAGGAGCAUUCUUUCAGCUAUGGAGCUAGAGAUGGACCGCAUGGUGACUAUCGAGGAGGGGAGGGACCUGGACAUGAUUUCAGGGGGGGAGAUUUUUCAUCUUCUGAAUUCCAGAGCAGAGAUUCUUCACAGUUGGACUUCAGGGGUAGGGACAUACAUUCUGGGGAUUUUCGGGAUAGAGAAGGGCCACCUAUGGACUAUAGGGGUGGAGAUGGUACUUCUAUGGAUUAUAGAAGUAGGGAGACACCUCAUAUGAACUAUAGAGACAGAGAUGCUCACACUGUUGAAUUCAGAGGUAGGGAUGCUUCUAGGGGCCGGGGCACUUAUGAUGUAGAUUUUAGAGGCCGGGAUGGGUCCCAUGCAGAUUUUAGGGCAAGAGAUUUAUCAGAUUUGGAUUUCAGGACCAGAGAUCAGUCUCGUUCUGAUUUUAGGAAUAGAGAUAUAUCUGAUUUGGACUUCAGGGAUAAAGAUGGAACACAGUUGGACUUUAGAGGUCGAGGUUCAGGUACUACUGAUCUAGACUUUAGGGACAGGGAUACACCACAUUCAAAUUUCAGAGGUAGACACCGGUCCAGGACUGAUCAGGAUUUUAGGGGCAGAGAGGUGGGACCUUGUAUGGAAUUUAAAGAUAGGGAGAUGCCUCCUGGGGAUCCAAAAAUUUUGGAUUACAUUCAGCCUUCUGCGCAAGAUAGAGAACAUUCUGGUAUCAAUGUGAACAAGAGAGAAGAAUCCACACAUGACCAUACAGUAGAAAAGCCUGCUUUUUGUGUUCAGAAGGGAGAAUUUGAGCAUUCAGAAACAAGAGAAGGAGAAACAAAAGGUGUAGCCUUUGAACAUGAAUCUCCAUCAGACUUUCAGAACAGCCAAAGUCCUAUUCAAGACCAAGACAAAUCACAGCUUUCUGGAGGUGAACAGAGUUCAGAUGCUGGUCUGUUUAAAGAAGAAGGUGAUCUGGAUUUUCUUGGCCAACAAGACACUGAUUACAGAAGCAUGGAGUACCGUGAUGUGGAUCAUAGGUUGCCAGGAAGCCAGAUAUUUGGCUAUGGCCAGAGCAAGUCUUUUCCAGAGGGCAAAACUGCCCGAGAUGCCCAACGAGACCUUCAGGAUCAAGAUUACAGGACUGGCACAAGUGAGGAGAAGAAGCCUAGCAGGUUUAUUCGAUUAAGUGGGGUGCCUGAAAAUGCCACAAAAGAAGAGAUUCUUAACGCCUUUCGGACUCCCGAUGACAUGCCUAUAAAGGAGUUGCAGUUAAAGGAGUAUAACACAGGUUACGACUAUGGCUAUGUCUGCGUGGAGUUUUCACUCUUGGAAGAUGCCAUCGGAUGCAUGGAGGCCAACCAGGGAACUCUAAUGAUCCAUGACAAAGAGGUCACCCUUGAAUAUUUACCAAGCACGGAAUUUUGGUACUGCAAACGAUGUAAAGCUAGCACUGGUGGGCAUCGAUUUUCAUGUUCAUUCUGCAAGUGCCCAAGGGAAGAGACCAAGCAAGAAUUAAUAACCUACCCUCAGCCUCAGAAAACAUCCAUACCACCAUCACUGGAAAAACAAUCCAACCAGUCCCCAAGGCCAGCUGAUAAGGAACCUGAAUCCAGGAAGCAAGAAGAAGGACAAGAACCACGCAUGGGACAUCAAAAGAGAGAAUCAGAAAGAUAUGUGCCACAUUCUCGAAGGGAAGGAUUCACUUUCCGCAGAGACCGAGAGAAGGAGCCAUGGUCUGGAGAGACUCGGCAAGAUGGAGAAAGCAAAACAAUAAUGCUAAAACGCAUCUAUCGUUCCACUCCACCUGAGGUGAUAGUGGAAGUGCUGGAGCCCUACGUCCACCUCACUACUGCCAAUGUCCGUAUCAUCAAGAACAGAACUGGCCCCAUGGGCCACACCUAUGGCUUUAUAGACCUCGACUCCCAUGCGGAAGCUCUUCGUGUAGUGAAGAUCUUACAGAACCUUGAUCCACCAUUUAGCAUUGAUGGGAAGAUGGUAGCUGUAAACUUGGCCACUGGAAAACGAAGGUAUGGCAGAGGGCUGAAGAUACCUUCUACUGCCCCCUCUUCAGUUUCUGGGAAGAAACUCCUCUUCCUGUCUGGAGAAAAAAAUGACUCUGGGGACCAUUCUGACCACAUGCAUUACUAUCAGGGUAAAAAAUAUUUCCGAGAUAGGAGGGGAGGUGGCAGAAAUUCAGACUGGUCUUCAGAUACAAAUCGACAAGGACAGCAGUCAUCAUCUGACUGUUACAUAUAUGAUUCUGCUACUGGCUACUAUUACGAUCCCUUGGCAGGAACUUAUUAUGACCCCAACACCCAGCAAGAAGUCUAUGUGCCACAGGACCCUGGGUCAUCUGAGGAAGAAGAGAUCAAAGAAAAGAAACCCACCAGUCAAGGGAAGUCAAGUAGCAAAAAGGAAAUGCCUAAAAAAGAUAGCAAGGAGAAAAAAGACAGAGGAGUAACAAGGUUUCAGGAAAAUGCCAGCGAGGGAAAGGCCCCUCCAGAGGAUGUCUUUAAGAAGCCCCUGCCUCCCACUGUGAAGAAGGAAGAAAGCCCUCCUCCACCGAAGGUGGUAAACCCACUGAUUGGCCUCCUGGGUGAAUAUGGAGGAGACAGUGACUAUGAAGAAGAAGAGGAGGAGGAACAGACCCCUCCUCUACAGCCCCGCCCAACACAGCCCCAGUCACGGGAACUGAUGACCAAGAAGGAGAAUGAAGAAGACAAACUUACUGACUGGAAUAAACUGGCUUGUCUGCUCUGCAGAAGACAGUUUCCCAAUAAAGAAGUUCUAAUCAAACACCAGCAGCUGUCAGAUCUGCACAAGCAAAACCUGGAAAUUCACCGGAAGAUAAAACAGUCUGAGCAGGAGCUAGCCUACCUGGAGAGGAGAGAACGGGAGGGACGGUUUAAAGAGAAGGGAAAUGAUCGCAGGGAAAAGCUCCAGUCUUUUGACUCUCCAGAAAGGAAACGGAUUAAAUACUCCAGAGAAACUGACAGUGAUCGUAAACCUGCUGAUAAAGAAGACCUUGACACUAGCAGCAAAGGAGGCUGUGUCCAGCAGGCCACUGGCUGGAGGAAAGGGGCAGGUUUGGGAUAUGGCCAUCCUGGAUUGGGUUCAUCAGAGGAGACCGAAGGCCGGAUGAGGGGAUCUGGAGUUGGCACUCCAGGAAGAACCAGCAAGAGACAGUCCAAUGAGACUUACCGAGAUGCUGUUCGAAGAGUCAUGUUUGCUCGGUAUAAAGAACUUGAUUAAGAAUGGAGACAAGUCCCAGAGGACACACCUCCUUUUUUGUUUGUCUGUCUCUCCUUUUGUUUUGUUACUGUUCUUGCUGCUAGAACUUUUUUAAAUAAACUUUUUUUCAAUGUGA
Messenger RNA from Sciurus carolinensis (gray squirrel), 3771 nucleotides. It is a transcript of the gene Rbm6, whose product is annotated as RNA binding motif protein 6. The transcript is spliced from 21 exons. Gene Ontology annotation, cellular component: nucleus. Gene Ontology annotation, molecular function: RNA binding. Bases 222 to 3656 code for a protein of 1144 amino acids. Gene Ontology annotation, biological process: mRNA splicing, via spliceosome. Lineage: Eukaryota; Metazoa; Chordata; Mammalia; Rodentia; Sciuridae. The record is from RefSeq and is a predicted model, not a curated record.